Molecule: messenger RNA, 1326 nt
Organism: Rhizoctonia solani
Lineage: Eukaryota; Fungi; Basidiomycota; Agaricomycetes; Cantharellales; Ceratobasidiaceae
Product: Retrotransposon-derived protein PEG10
Exons: 2
Coding region: 1-1326 (441 amino acids)
Molecular function (GO): nucleic acid binding; zinc ion binding
Source: RefSeq, a predicted model, not a curated record
AUGGCAACCCGUUCCCGGCCACCCUCUCGAGCCCGCUCCCCUGUUGAUCAAGGACAGCUGGAACCCCUUUUUCCGCCAGCCUCCCCUGAGCUUGGCAAAGUAUCUCUCAAGCGGGUCAUCCGCCUCCUCUGGGGACUCCAAUCCCAGGUCAACCGUAUUGAGCGGACCCUCUUGGAACAAGCCAAAAACGUCUUGCAAACAGUCAAUACUGUCAAGGAUGGGCUUGCCCGGCUCCAGCACGCCCGGGGUCCCCACACCCCAGAAGAACAAAAACCCCCUGCGGUCAAGGAAACUCCCAGGGCUGCGCCCAAAGCCAAGCCUAUUGGCAAGGCUCAACCAUUCCUUGGGGCCCCAGCCCCCAUCAUCUCCACAGGGGCCCCCAGGCGCAACCCCCUUUCCCUAUUCAACCCUUACCCCUUCUCUUCCUUCCCUUUGGGACCAGCUCCAGUCCCCCAAGGACCUCCACCAGCGCCUGUCAUCACCCCGGCGCAGCCUCCAACCCCCUCCACUGUAAAAGUGGACCACCCAGACGCCUUCAAAGGCAAAAUUGGCUUGGAGGCCAAACAAUGGCUAACCCGCAUGUUGGCCUGGGUUUGCCUCAACCAAAGGCAGUUCCCCUUGGACAUGGAGGUCCUGAGCUUCCUGUUGAUGAACAUGACGGAAGCAGCUGGGGCCUGGGCCCACCCUCACCUGGACCAACUAGGGUCCCACCGCGCGCUCAUCCACACCGUGGAUGAGUUCAAAAUUGAAUUCCUGGCCGCCUUUGGCGACCCAGAUGCAACCAGGGCAGCGGAGUGGAAAAUUACUUCCCUCACUCAGACCAGCACGUGUGCCAAAUACAUUACUAAAUUCCGCAUGCUGCAAAUGGAACUUGAUUGGAAUGAUGCUGCACUUUGCGGCCAAUUCGCGUGUGGGCUCCAUUGGGAGGUCCAAAAACAGAUUGCCACAAGGGAGAGGCAGCCACGUACUCUGAGGGAGCUGCAGGACGCCGCCCUCAUCAUUGACAACGCCCUCUGCGAGGAGCAAGCCAGCCACCCGCAACAGGGUAGUAAGCCUGGUAAAACCUCUUCCACCCCCAAUUGGGGGGCAAGUACCGGCCAACAGGCCACAAAAACCGGUCCCCUCUCCUCCAAUCCCAACUACGUCUCAGAGGAAGAACGCAACCGCCGCCGCACAGAAGGCCUCUGUGUCAAAUGCGGUAAGCCAGGACAUAAGUUUGCCAAAUGCAGAACUGGCUGGAAGGCUACCCCCAAGGAGGAUAAGGGGAAAGCCAAGGAAACUGCCAAGAUUGGCAAAGACUCCAAGUACCAAUUGGGAAAAGAGUAA